CAUACUGUAAACAAAUGAAAUACUGUGACACAUCAAAUGACCAUGUCUUAUAAAGGUUUCUUAAGCUGCCAUAGCAGAGAAUCGAAAGAGGACAAGGAGUUUUACGACUUAAAAAACAAAGCAGCUGAGUAUUACAGGUCUAACGGAGUCCCGCAGAGGAUCGAGGACGCCUUGAACGAAAUGUUUUUUCAGAAGCCGGAUGAUAUCUAUGGUUAUUUGGCAAACUAUUUUUCUCGGUUCUCGUAUACUCCUGUGAUAAGCAGGAUCACCGGAAAGGAAGUGUUUGAUGGAAGAGGAUUGCCAGCAGUUCAGAUAGACGUGCACUGCAUCAUCAGAAAUGAGGAAAAGAUGGUGUGCAGUGCAGUGAUGGGUGGCCCUUAUGAUGGCCUGACUGGGGGUGUAGCAGAGUCAGGGGAGACCAUUUCUAACAGUGACCAACUAAAACUCUGUGUAACAACAGCUUUAAAAUGGAUCAGAGAGCAUAUCGGUCCAAUGUUGCAAGGAAUCAGCCCCAAAGAACAAACCAAUAUAGACAAACUGCUCAGUGAUUUCUUAAUGGCACGUUACUUGGAGGACAAGGACAGUCGUAACAGUGAGGAGGAGGAGGAGGAGGAGGAGGAGGAGGAGAAGAACAAGAACAAGACUGAAACUGUUUCUGAUCCUCCACCCCAGGCUACACCGCCUUCUGCCUCCACCAAAGACAAGAAGGGAAGUGAUAAAGGUAAAAAAGGAAAUGGCACGGAGAAGCCCCUCCCUCCUGCUGAACCCCCAGUGCCCAGACUGACAGGGGCGAUGGCAGUGGGUGUGGUUUCAUUGGCUGUGGCUAAAACCGCUGCUAGACUUGGAGGAUUACCCUUAUACAAACAUAUACAAUCAGUGAGAGAUCAGCAGGCUCAGAAUGAGAUUCACUUGCCUGUGUCCAUGAUAACAAUACUUAGCUGUGGAAAAACUUCUGCGGGAAAACUCAACCUACUGGAGGAGGUCAUCUUACUGCCCAGCUCGCCACAAAGAGCCAGACAAGUCAUUGGAAUGGGCCUUGAGCUGCAGUGUGAAAUGCGUAGAGUUCUGAAUGGAUUGGCGUGUAAAGCUGGGCCUAUACUUAUAUUAGAGGAUGGAGCAUUACAGGUGGGGUUUGAGCGUCCUGAACAGGCUCUUGAUCUGGUCACAGAGGCGUGUGCUAAUCUGGAGCUGCCUCUGGGCUCAGAGCUGCGUCUGGCUGUAAAUUGCGCUGCUCACUGUCUCAUGGACUAUUCACGUGGGAAGUAUGAGGUGAUGUCAGGCUGUCACAAAUCCCCAGAUGAGCUGGUUGACAUGUAUGAGGGUCUGAUUAAUAAAUAUCCUGCUAUCUUAGCACUCAUUGAUCCUUUCAGAAAAGAGGAUGUAGAGCAGUGGGAGAAACUGGCAUCAGUCAUUGGUCAGUCAUGUCGCUUAAUAGCAGAUGCUUCGUCUAAUCCCUGUUCUUGCUGGAGUGAAGCAAAGCCCCUCCCACCCGGGGUCACCAAGGCCAUUAUUAGGCACCACAGCGACAUGACCAUAUGUGACCUCACACAAAGCAUAGCAGAGCAGAGAGAUACGAUGUUGGCUGCAGGCUCUGGCGAAACUGGUGAUACAUCAGUCGUUGACCUGGCAUUAGGGCUGGGUGUAUCCUUCCUCAAACUGGGCGGGUUGAGAGGAGGAGAGCGAAUGGACAAAUAUAAUCGUUUGAUGGCGAUAGAGGAAGAACUGGAACAGGAGGGGAUUCUUAGUGCCAGAGAAAUAAAACUGCCUUUUAUAAAUGACAUCAGUCCUGGUGUGACAUCAUCUGCAGUCGGUGUAACAUUAUCAUAAUGGGAUUUGUCUGAGCUGCUUGUAUGACAUAAAAAAUAAUAAUAG
Messenger RNA from Xyrauchen texanus (razorback sucker), 1872 nucleotides. It is a transcript of the gene eno4, whose product is annotated as enolase 4. The record is from RefSeq and is a predicted model, not a curated record. Gene Ontology annotation, cellular component: phosphopyruvate hydratase complex. Lineage: Eukaryota; Metazoa; Chordata; Actinopteri; Cypriniformes; Catostomidae. The coding region runs from base 37 to 1827 and encodes 596 amino acids. The transcript has 13 exons. Gene Ontology annotation, biological process: glycolytic process. Gene Ontology annotation, molecular function: magnesium ion binding; phosphopyruvate hydratase activity.